This is a messenger RNA of Planococcus citri (citrus mealybug), 1379 nucleotides long. RefSeq names its product RAD51 recombinase homolog spn-A (gene spn-A). Gene Ontology annotation, cellular component: condensed nuclear chromosome. Bases 180 to 1202 code for a protein of 340 amino acids. The transcript has 8 exons. Gene Ontology annotation, biological process: double-strand break repair via homologous recombination; mitotic recombination; reciprocal meiotic recombination. NCBI's taxonomy places the organism in Eukaryota, Metazoa, Arthropoda, Insecta, Hemiptera, Pseudococcidae. Gene Ontology annotation, molecular function: single-stranded DNA binding; ATP hydrolysis activity; ATP-dependent DNA damage sensor activity. The record is from RefSeq and is a predicted model, not a curated record.
GGUUUAUGCUGACUUCAUCAUUUUUAUACGAAAACCAAAAAUACGCCAUUUUAUUUUCAUUUUUCCCGCGAAGAGCUUUUUCGUUAUUUUCAAUACUUGUGCAAGAACGUAGAAGUUUGAACUUUCUGAAACCAUAGCGAACUUUUCUUCUUUUUAUAUUGCUAACUCGGACGAGCAAUAUGGCGAUGGCAGCAGCUCAAAGUAGUGCCCAAGAGAUACAGGAUGAAUCAAUGGAAGAAACCGGUCAUCAACCCUUAUCAAAGUUGGAGGGCCAGGGAAUUUCCGCGGCCGAUAUUAAGAAGCUGGAGGAAUCCGGUUAUCACACCGUAGAAUCGGUUGCUUUUGCUCCUAAAAAAGCUCUGAUUACUAUCAAAGGAAUAAGCGAAGCAAAAGCUGAUAAAAUUUUGGCUGAAGCUUCAAAAUUGGUACCAUUGGGUUUCACUACAGCUACAGAAUUUCAUCAGAAACGCUCGGAAAUCAUUUUACUGACCACAGGUUCCAAAGAACUUGAUCGUUUAUUAGGCGGUGGUAUUGAAACUGGUUCAAUUACUGAAAUUUUUGGCGAAUUCCGAACUGGUAAAACUCAGCUUUGUCAUACUCUGGCGGUGACUUGUCAAUUACCUAUUGAUAUGAACGGAGGUGAAGGAAAGUGUUUAUAUAUCGAUACAGAAGGUACCUUUCGUCCAGAGCGUUUAUUAGCAGUCGCAGAACGAUACAAACUCACGCCUAAUGAUGUCUUGGAUAACGUUGCUUACGCCAGAGCGUAUAACACGGAUCAUCAAACUCAGUUAUUGAUCCAAGCUGCUGCCAUGAUGGCAGAAUCAAGAUACGCUCUUUUGAUUGUUGACAGCGCUAUGGCUUUGUACAGAACUGACUAUUCCGGCAGAGGAGAAUUAUCCGCUCGACAAAUGCAUUUAGCAAGAUUUCUUCGUAUGUUACUUAGAUUAGCUGACGAAUUCGGAGUUGCAGUUGUGAUUUCAAAUCAAGUCGUAGCUCAAGUAGACGGAGCAGCUUUAUUUGCGGCUGAUCCUAAAAAACCUGUAGGUGGUAAUAUAAUGGCCCAUGCGUCUACAACUAGAUUAUAUCUCCGUAAAGGUCGAGGUGAAACUAGAAUUUGUAAAAUUUACGACUCUCCUUGUCUACCAGAAGCUGAAGCUAUGUUUGCCAUAAAUGCGGAUGGAAUUGGAGACGCUAAAGAUUAAUUUUUACACACGUCUUUUAAGGAACUUGUUUAUUUACUGUCUUUCCUAUUUUUUUUACCGCCAGAAUUGAAUUUGAGCUUACUAUUAUUUAAUGUAAAUAAAGUCAUAUAUUUUAGUGUUUAUAGAAAUACCUUCUUAGUUAUUGUAAUAAGAUGCAAAUAAAUUUGUUUAAAAAUU